AUGGACCGAACCGCAGCUUCAGGUUCUGCUAAAGUUCUGAGGUCCAACAUGGACCGAACCACAGCUUCAGGUUCUGCUAAAGUUCUGAGGUCCAACAUGGACCGAACCGCAGCUUCAGGUUCUGCUAAAGUUCUGAGGUCCAACAUGGACCGAACCGCAGCUUCAGGUUCUGCUAAAGUUCUGAGGUCCAACAUGGACCGAACCGCAGCUUCAGGUUCUGCUAAAGUUCUGAGGUCCAACAUGUACCGAACCGCAGCUUCAGGUUCUGCUGAACUUCUGAGGUCCAACAUGGACCGAACCGCAGCUUCAGGUUCUGCUAAAGUUCUGAGGUCCAACAUGGACCGAACCGCAGCUUCAGGUUCUGCUAAAGUUCUGAGGUCCAACAUGGACCGAACCGCAGCUUCAGGUUCUGCUAAAGUUCUGAGGUCCAACAUGGACCGAACCGCAGCUUCAGGUUCUGCUGAACUUCUGAGGUCCAACAUGGACCGAACCGCAGCUUCAGAUUCUGCUGAACUUCUGAGGUCCAACAUGGACCGAACCGCAGCUUCAGGUUCUGCUGAACUUCUGAGGUCCAACAUGGACCGAACCACAGCUUCAGGUUCUGCUAAAGUUCUGAGGUCCAACAUGGACCGAACCACAGCUUCAGGUUCUGCUGAACUUCUGAGGUCCAACAUGGACCGAACCACAGCUUCAGGUUCUGCUAAAGUUCUGAGGUCCAACAUGGACCGAACCACAGCUUCAGGUUCUGCUAAAGUUCUGAGGUCCAACAUGGACCGAACCACAGCUUCAGGUUCUGCUGAACUUCUGAGGUCCAACAUGGACCGAACCACAGCUUCAGGUUCUGCUAAAGUUCUGAGGUCCAACAUGGACCGAACCGCAGCUUCAGGUUCUGCUAAAGUUCUGAGGUCCAACAUGGACCGAACCACAGCUUCAGGUUCUGCUGAACUUCUGAGGUCCAACAUGGACCGAACCACAGCUUCAGGUUUUGCUAAAGUUCUGAGGUCCAACAUGGACCGAACCGCAGCUUCAGGUUCUGCUGAACUUCUGAGGUCCAACAUGGACCGAACCACAGCUUCAGGUUCUGCUGAACUUCUGAGGUCCAACAUGGACCGAACCACAGCUUCAGGUUUUGCUAAAGUUCUGAGGUCCAACAUGGACCGAACCACAGCUUCAGGUUCUGCUGAACUUCUGAGGUCCAACAUGGACCGAACCGCAGCUUCAGGUUCUUCUAAAGUUCUGAGGUCCAACAUGGACCGAACCGCAGCUUCAGGUUCUGCUAAAGUUCUGAGGUCCAACAUGGACCGAACCACAGCUUCAGGUUCUUCUAAAGUUCUGAGGUCCAACAUGGACCGAACCGCAGCUUCAGGUUCUUCUAAAGUUCUGAGGUCCAACAUGGACCGAACCACAGCUUCAGGUUCUGCUAAAGUUCUGAGGUCCAACAUGGACCGAACCGCAGCUUCAGGUUCUGCUGAACUUCUGAGGUCCAACAUGGACCGAACCGCAGCUUCAGGUUCUGCUGAACUUCUGAGGUCCAACAUGGACCGAACCGCAGCUUCAGGUUCUGCUAAAGUUCUGAGGUCCAACAUGGACCGAACCACAGCUUCAGGUUCUUCUAAAGUUCUGAGGUCCAACAUGGACCGAACCACAGCUUCAGGUUCUGCUAAAGUUCUGAGGUCCAACAUGGACCGAACCGCAGCUUCAGGUUCUGCUGAACUUCUGAGGUCCAACAUGGACCGAACCGCAGCUUCAGGUUCUGCUGAACUUCUGAGGUCCAACAUGGACCGAACCGCAGCUUCAGAUUCUGCUGAACUUCUGAGGUCCAACAUGGACCGAACCGCAGCUUCAGAUUCUGCUGAACUUCUGAGGUCCAACAUGGACCGAACCGCAGCUUCAGAUUCUGCUGAACUUCUGAGGUCCAACAUGGACCGAACCGCAGCUUCAGGUUCUGCUGAACUUCUGAGGUCCAACAUGGACCGAACCGCAGCUUCAGAUUCUGCUGAACUUCUGAGGUCCAACAUGGACCGAACCACAGCUUCAGGUUCUGCUGAACUUCUGAAGUCCAACAUGGACCGAACCACAGCUUCAGGUUCUGCAGGGUUCUGA
Molecule: messenger RNA, 2103 nt
Organism: Cyprinodon tularosa
Lineage: Eukaryota; Metazoa; Chordata; Actinopteri; Cyprinodontiformes; Cyprinodontidae
Product: putative per-hexamer repeat protein 5
Exons: 1
Coding region: 1-2103 (700 amino acids)
Source: RefSeq, a predicted model, not a curated record